CGGGCCCAUCGAGGGCGGCCCGCGGUGAUUGGCGGAGGGCGCGGCGCAGUGGGCGCUGAUUGGUGGAAGAUGAAGGAGGCGGGGUUCCGGCGGGGACACGCCCUCAUUUCCGGGCGGCGACGGCGGCGGGAGGGCGAUGGUGCUGCUGCACGUGCUGUUCGAACAUGCGGCCGGGUACGCGCUGUUCGCCGUGCGGGAGGUGGAGGAGAUCGGGCUGCUGCUGCCGCAGGUGGAGGAGAGCGUCCUCACCCUGGGCAAGUUCCACAACGUGGUGAAGCUGGUGGCGUUCUCGCCGUUCCGCUCGGCGCAGAGCGCGCUGGAGAACAUGAACGCCGUGUCCGAGGGAGUCCUGCACGAGGACCUGCGGCUGCUGCUGGACACGGCGCUGCCCCCCAAGAGGAAGAAGGUGCUGCUGGGGGUGGGCGAUGCCAAGAUGGGCGCGGCCGUGCUGGAGGAGCUGGGGGUGCAGUGCCAGACCGGCGGCGUGGUGGCCGAGCUGAUGCGCGGGAUCCGGCUGCACUUCCCGGCGCUGGUCCGGGGCCUCACGGCGCAGUCGGCGGCCAAGGCCCAGCUGGGGCUCGGUCACAGCUACUCCCGGGCCAAGGUGAAGUUCAACGUGCACCGGGUGGACAAUAUGAUCAUCCAGUCCAUCAGCCUGCUGGACCAGCUGGACAAGGACAUCAACACCUUCUCCAUGCGGGUCCGGGAGUGGUACGGGUAUCACUUCCCCGAGCUGAUCAAGAUCGUCCCCGAGAACUCCAUGUACUGCCGGGUGGCCAAAUUCAUCGGGAACCGCCGGGAGCUGAGUGAGGAGAGCCUGGAAGGGCUGGAGGAGAUCGUCAUGGACAGCGCCAAGGCCCAGACCAUCCUGGAGGCCUCCCGCUCCUCCAUGGGGAUGGACAUCUCCCCCCUGGACCUGAUCAACAUCGAGAGCUUCUCCCGCCGCGUCAUCUCGCUGUCCGAGUACCGCAAGGGGCUGCAGGAGUACCUGCGCUCCAAGAUGAGCCAGGUGGCCCCCAGCCUGUCGGCGCUCAUCGGGGAGGUGGUGGGCGCCCGCCUCAUCUCGCACGCCGGCAGCCUCACCAACCUGGCCAAGUACCCGGCGUCCACGGUGCAGAUCCUGGGUGCCGAGAAGGCUCUGUUCAGGGCGCUGAAGACGCGGGGGAACACCCCCAAGUACGGCCUCAUCUUCCACUCCACCUUCAUCGGGCGCGCGGCCGCCAAGAACAAGGGGCGGAUCUCGCGCUACCUGGCCAACAAGUGCACGAUCGCCUCGCGCAUCGACUGCUUCUCGGAGGUCCCCACCAGUGUGUUCGGGGACAAGCUGCGGGAGCAGGUGGAGGAGCGCUUGGCCUUCUACGAGACCGGGGAACCGCCCCGCAAGAACCUGGAGGUGAUGAAGGAGGCGGUGGUGGAGGCCAGCGAGGUGGUGGCUGAGGUGAAGAGGAGGCAGGAGAAGAAGGAGAAGAAGAGGAAGAAGAGGGAGAAGCGGCGGCUGGAGGCCCUGGCAGCGGCUGCUGAGGAGCCGGCGGAGAACUCGGUGAUGGAGACAGAGGAGAACGAUGUGGGCACCAAGAAGAAGAAGAAAAAGAAGAAGCAGCAGGAGGAGCAGUCAGAGCCUGAGGAGAACGGGGUGGAGGAGGAGGAAGAGGAGGAGGAGGAGGAAGAGCCACUGCCCAAGAAGAAAAGGAAAAUCACGGUGGAGCCCGAGGAGGAGGAGGAGGAGGAAAAGAAGAAGAAAAAGAAGAAGAAGAAGAAGGCAGCAGCUCGGGACUCGGAGGAGGAUUAGCGAGCCGAGCACACGGACUGACAGACUGACGGACGCUCCCGAGGUGUCCCCAGCGCCACCUGGAACUUGUCACAGCCCCUGGUGGCCCAGCUGGUCUCUCUGGUGGCCCGGCUGAUCCCUCUGGCCACCGGCAGCCCCUGGACUGUGCCUCACACAGCGGAACUGCCGACCCCCGGCCCUGCACGGGGGGCUGGGGCUGCACGGGGGGUCCCCAGGCUCUGUGCCCUUCCUCGGGGACCUGGGGCUGUCCCCAGCCAUGUCCCCAUCCUUGGGGACCUCAGGCUGUCCCCACCCGUGUCCCCAUCCUUGGGGACCUCAGGCUGUCCCCAGCCGUGUCCCCAGGCUCUGUCCCCUUUCCCUGGAGCUGUCUCCAGGCUGUGUCCCCCUUCCUCGGGGACCUGGGGCUGUCCCCAGGCCAUAUCCCCAAGCUGUGUCCCCUUUCCUCAGGGCCUUGGGGCUGUCCCCAGCCGUGUCCCCACCCCUGGCUGUGCCCCAAACCCCAAUAAAGGGCUGUGAGGUUGUU
Molecule: messenger RNA, 2312 nt
Organism: Poecile atricapillus (Black-capped chickadee)
Lineage: Eukaryota; Metazoa; Chordata; Aves; Passeriformes; Paridae
Gene: NOP56
Product: NOP56 ribonucleoprotein
Exons: 12
Coding region: 137-1789 (550 amino acids)
Cellular component (GO): box C/D methylation guide snoRNP complex; small-subunit processome
Molecular function (GO): snoRNA binding
Source: RefSeq, a predicted model, not a curated record